Sorghum bicolor (sorghum) is the source of this 1952-nucleotide messenger RNA. RefSeq lists its product as uncharacterized. The transcript is spliced from 2 exons. The coding region runs from base 1358 to 1789 and encodes 143 amino acids. NCBI's taxonomy places the organism in Eukaryota, Viridiplantae, Streptophyta, Magnoliopsida, Poales, Poaceae. The record is from RefSeq and is a predicted model, not a curated record.
GCGCGUCGAAGUGUCUAGAAGGAUCGUAUCGGCGAGUCUAGAACAACCCCAAGCCCCAAGUGGGGGAUAUGAAAAGCGAGGGGAUGCAGCGGGAUUGGCCUUUUUAGCGGAGGGAGGGAGCGGUUUAGCGGGCGAUUAGAGGGGGGUUUGCGCUGCGCCGAGCGGAUUAGCGAAUUGUUAAUUGCGGCGGCGGAGGGUUUGUGGCUGUGCACGCGGCCACGUCGACGCCCCGAUUUUAAACGGAACAGGUGUCGGGAGUGCAGCGUGGGACGACAGUACUCGGUCCAAUCAGGCCCCGGCUUUUUAUAUGCUGGCCCCUCCUCGUUACGACUAAACUAAGCUGCGAUAUUAUUACCAGUGGUCAGGGAACCUCGAACGUUCUAGAACUUGUAGUACCUGAUUUUAGAUUUUUUUUUCUUUUGCUCAUAUGGUAGUGUCGUAUCAUCCCGUUACGACUAAACUAAGUUGAGAUAUUACGAGUGGCCUGGGAACCUCGAAAGUUCUAGAACUUGUAGUACCUGAUUUUCGAAUUUUCUGCGCGUAGUGGUAUGAUAGUGACAUGUCGAAGGAUACGCCAAGUGUCAAUUACUCAAUUACUCACUUGCACUCCUACCUUCCUGUCUCAAGAUAUUUAUAGCCGCCAUAUGCACAGUUCGAUAUGAGGUUAGUGGAAAAAGAAAAGAUCAUAUAUGGCCUUGUUUAGUUCCAAAAAAUUUGUAAAAUUUUUUAGAUUCUUCGCCACAUCGAAUCUUUAGACGUAUGCAUGAAGUAUUAAAUAUAAACGAAAAUAAAAAUUAAUUACACAGUUUGGUCGGAAUUGAUGAGACGAAUUUUUUACAUAAACGGGGUUGUAUUGUACAAUGCAACACAUAAGCAAAGUCACUAUGAUUUUAGUUCUAUAGGCAAAAAUUCUUAAUAGUUAUUAUAAGUUUGAACCUCACCUCGAGAGUUGGAGAAAUUGGCGAGGACAGUGGCGGACCCAGGAUUCGACCAAGACUAGGGCCAAAUCCUAGUGGUCAAAAUCCAAAAACUACAAUCUAUAGUAUAGUUUAUAGGACCAUAUAUAUACACAUGUAUAGCACAGAAAAUAAAAAUUCUCAAGCAAAGUUUGCAAAUUCAGAUAAACUUGAACUAUAUAAUUAAUAAUACGAUAAUAGCUAAGAAAUAUCAAUGAACAUUGAAAAAUAAAUACCUAUUGUCUAGUGAAGAUUUAUUGCAUUCGCUCAAUCACUACUGAAAAAUCAAGAGAAAAAAAAAACUACUGAACUACUAAAAUAUUAAAGAACUACCUUCACUCAAUCACUGCCGAGGGGGUCAGCUGGGCAGCCGGCUAGGCCACGCCCUGCGCCCCUGCCCCAUGGCCGUGGCCCCUGCGCUGCGUCCCUACGGCCCUGCCUCGUGGCCCCUGCGGCGCUGCCUACUUGCGCGCUGCGCCUUUGGUGGCCGACCGGCCGCCGCAGCCGCGAGCUGGCGCCAGGGAGCCUGCUCGGCUACGCUGCGUCUGCCUGCCUGCGCUGCUGCAGGCGCCCACAGGCCAUGGCCACGCCCUGGCUGCGACCGCGAGGAGGGAGGCGCCGAGAGAGGAGGGAGGCGAAGGCGCCGCCGCCGAGAGAGCAGGGCCCCGGCUACGGGCGGAGCGAGCGAAGCUGCGGCCUGCGGGCAUGCGAGCGUGCGGCGGCGUCGGAAGUGGCGCAUUCUUCUUAGAGAACAGGAUGCCCGAUAUUUGGAUGACAAAAUUACAAGAAUGGAGAGCUGGCUGCAGGUUUUUGGAAGAAAAUUGAAGAUCUAGAGGUGGAGAGGGUGCUAUAGGUUUUAGUCUUUUGUGUUCUUUUGUUUUAGCUGGUUUAGCACUUCAGCUUGUGUUGGUGACGUUGUGCUGGUCAUGUGUUGGUGUGUAAGCUCUUUCUAUUGUUGUAGUUUCCGCGCCUUUUUGUAAGCUGGAAUCCCCAGCA